AUGUCCGCCAAAGCCGACGCCGGAGGCGAUAACAUGAUCGAGGCCGAGCAAUUCGCCGCGCCGUUCACGCACCUCGCCCUCGUCGUCGCCGCCUUAGCCCCGACGUUGAUCGAGAUCGAUCCGAAUGUGCAGAUCGUUCUCGUGUCCACGUUGUGCGUCAUCGCGGGCGCGUACCGGAGCGUCCCGAUCGCUCGCGAUGGCGGUGGGGAGGUUAUGACCAAGGGCGACGCCCAGAAGUUCCCGCUUCUCGGUUCGUGCGUCUUGGUAUCGGCGUUUUUGGCGUUUAAGUUUCUGCCGAAGAGUUGGCUGGACUACGCGGUGAGCGCGUACUUCGGAGCGCUCGGGUUGGUAUCGAUCGGUGGGGUGCUGACCCCGGUCGUGCAUGGGAUUUUGUUUAAAGGGAAGAGUUUGAGGAGUUACGAGCUAUUCGGGGUGCCGCGAGUGCGGUGGUUGAACGAGGAGCGGUGGACGUUUGAGUGCACGGCGGCGGAGGUGGCGGCGUACGCGUUCGCCGCCGUCGGCGUCCUAGGGUACGUGAAGACAAAGUAUUGGUUAACUAACAACGCGCUCGGGAUGGCGUUUGCGCUGCAAGGGAUCGAGUUCUUGACGAUCGACAGCGUGCAGAUCGGUUCCAUCUUGCUCGCCGGGUUGUUCGUCUACGACAUUUUUUGGGUAUUUUGCACGCCCGUCAUGGUGAGCGUGGCGCGCUCGUUCGACGCUCCGAUCAAACUUUUGUUCCCAAGAGUGAGCAUGAGCGCGAUCGCGACCGCAGAUAAGCCGUUUAGCAUGCUCGGUUUGGGUGACAUCGUCAUCCCGGGUCUCUACGUAGCGAUGAUUUUGCGCAUGGACAACGCGAGACGCGCAGCGGCCGCGGCACCGAGAAAGUCCGUCACUCGGUCCGAAUCCAAGCGUGCGGCGACGGCGUCUCGAACGGUGAAUCACGAUGCGGGUGACGUCCCCACGUACUUCCCCGCCGUCUCUCUGGGUUAUCUUCUCGGCAUUCUCACCACCAUCGUCGUCAUGAACGUCUUCAACGCGGCGCAACCGGCGCUCUUGUAUCUCGUACCGGGCGUCCUCGGCGCCACCUUUCUUCGCGCCGCGUUCGCGGGCAAGGGCGAGAUCUCAGCCGUGUGGAAUUUCUGUGAGGGUCUAGAGGAAGCUCAGGCCGAGCGCGAGGCCGAGCGCGUCGCCGCCGAGGCGAAGAAGUCAUCUUAA
Ostreococcus tauri is the source of this 1215-nucleotide messenger RNA. RefSeq names its product Peptidase A22B, signal peptide peptidase. The transcript has a single exon. The record is from RefSeq and is a predicted model, not a curated record. NCBI's taxonomy places the organism in Eukaryota, Viridiplantae, Chlorophyta, Mamiellophyceae, Mamiellales, Bathycoccaceae. Bases 1 to 1215 code for a protein of 404 amino acids. Gene Ontology annotation, molecular function: aspartic endopeptidase activity, intramembrane cleaving. Gene Ontology annotation, biological process: membrane protein proteolysis. Gene Ontology annotation, cellular component: lumenal side of endoplasmic reticulum membrane; cytoplasmic side of endoplasmic reticulum membrane; membrane.